This is a messenger RNA of Plodia interpunctella (Indianmeal moth), 2586 nucleotides long. It is a transcript of the gene Dgkepsilon, whose product is annotated as Diacyl glycerol kinase epsilon. Gene Ontology annotation, molecular function: ATP-dependent diacylglycerol kinase activity. NCBI's taxonomy places the organism in Eukaryota, Metazoa, Arthropoda, Insecta, Lepidoptera, Pyralidae. The coding region runs from base 129 to 1700 and encodes 523 amino acids. The transcript has 12 exons. The record is from RefSeq and is a predicted model, not a curated record.
UUGACAUAUGUAAACAAACAAAAUUAUAUUCUCUUGUGUUCAAAUGGAAUGGUUGAAUAAUUUGCAAUUUUCUUUUAUCUUUAAUUGUAUAAAUCCAAAUAAAAUUUGGAUACGUUAUUUCAUUUGAUAUGGAAUCUUUUUUUAAACUGUAUGAUGGAAUUUAUUAUUAUUUCUUAAUUGGUGGCUUAUUUCUUAGUUAUUUAGUUUAUCGUAUAUUUCAUUCUGUUUUGGGAGAUAUCAAUUAUAUACAGACGAAAUUACGAAUUAGAGGACAUAGUUGGAGGAGCAUUGAAUGCAAUAAAUCUUUGCCAUAUAAUAUUUAUUGUACAGUUUGUGGAAAACUCAUGCUUCCACUGGUGGGAUUAUUUUGUGAAUGUUGUGCACUGAGUGCAUGCAAACGGUGUCAUGUUACUAUAGGAAAGAAAAUCAAAUGUAAACCUAUAACAUGGCCCAGUGAUAGACCCUUCUUUCAUCAUUGGGUAAAUGUUGGAAUACCACGGGGUGAUGACAGUAUUGACAACAUAGAGGAUUGUAUCAAAAAGUUUUUUUGUAGUUGGUGCCAGAGAACAAAACUCUGCCCUGAGAAUUCUCUGAAUGAAAGAGAGGAAUGUGAUUUUCAGAAGUACAAAAAUAUAAUAAUCCCUCCUCCUUGUGUCCAAGUGGAGAAGGGGGAGAUCAGCAGCAUUAAACCUUUGCAAGAUAAAAAUUGGGAGCCAUUUAUAAUUUUUGCAAACAGAAAAUCGGGAGGCAAUAGAGGUGACGAAGUUCUUUCCAUUUUCAAAGGACUCCUUAAUCCUAUGCAGGUAGUGGACAUCAGUUCGACGGCGCCCGAGAGCGUACUGCGAUGGCUGCCGGCGCGGUGUCGAGUGCUGGUCGCGGGCGGGGACGGCACCGUUGCUUGGAUACUCAACACUUUGCUCAUGGCCUCGCAUGUUAAAGCGGCGGUGGGCAUCCUGCCGCUGGGCACGGGCAAUGACCUCUCACGCGUGCUGGGCUGGGGCGCCACGUGCGCCUCGCACCUCGACGCGCACGCCAUCAUCGCCUCGCUCAGGCGGGCGCAGGACCAGCCGCUUGACAGAUGGAAGAUAACAAUAAAGCCGAAGCGGCGGCGGCUGGGGCGCCUGCGCGCGGACCGCGUGGUGUACGCAUACAACUACGCGAGCAUCGGCGUCGACGCGCAAGUGGCGCUUGACUUCCAUCAUGCGCGCACACAGUUCCUCUACCGAUACGCUAACAGGACACUUAAUUAUAUGGCGUACGCGUUGCUGGGUGCGACGCGCGCGUUUGACGCGGGCGCGUGCGGCGCGCUGGAGCGGCGCGUGCGCGUGCGCGCGGACGGAGCGCGCGACGCGCUAGCGCUGCCGCCGCUGCAGGCGCUCGUUGCGCUCAACAUCCCCUCCUGGGGCGCCGGCGUCGACCUCUGGCGAAUGGGUAAUGAAGGAGAAGUACCGGAACAGAGUAUGAACGACGGAAAAAUUGAGGUAGUAGGAAUCUCUUCGUCGUUCCAUAUAGCUCGGCUGCAGUGUGGUUUAGCCGAACCAUAUCGGUUUACUCAGGCAUCUAGAUUAAGGAUUGAUCUGGAAGGUUCGUGCGCGAUGCAGGUGGACGGUGAGCCCUGGAUGCAGGGCCCCGCCACCAUCUUCAUGGAGCACGCCGGGCAAAGCCUCAUGCUCAGGGCGGCCCCCGCUGAUACUGAUUGAACCGCGAAUCUAGCUCUCUAAGAGCCAUACGGCUUAGUCGCGCCCCGUCAUUUUGACGUCCGCCGUAGAAAUUGUAUGAAGUUUCGACGUACGGCAAUGUAUGUCAGUGUCAAAAUCUAUAGAAAAUAACGGAGCGCGUCGGAGCUGCAACGUACUGCGUUGACGUAACGGAGCAUGACUGAGCAAUGGGGCAUGGCUCUCAUUAUAUGUCCACACCGAGCCUCUUCUCCAUUGCUUUACUGAGUACUAAGUAAAGCAACGGUAGAAAUUAGUUGAAAUCAUACGCCCCUCAAAUGUAAUUUACUUAGUGAUUUUAGGCGGCGUGAGAACCGGCUAUAUGGCCUAGAUAUAUUUUUUAUUUUGUAUUCAUUUUUAAAAUGAGUUUUUUUAAAGGCCUCGGCCGUGGGCGCGCCCUUUCGCUGCAACCUCUCAGUGCGGCUAGAUGCAGCCGGUCUAAGUUGCUUAAACUUAGGUGUAGACUACUUAUUAUGGGGUAGACCUAGAUUUAGCCGUUGUCAUUCCGGACCAUACAUACGUGCCAGACACGUGUUCCAGACAGAUUUUUACACCUAGGUGAAGAAAUAUAAGCAGGCUACAUCUAGGUAUAUAACCAUCUGACCGGAUGCACCUAGGUUCCGGCUAAACUUAAGUCUAAUUUAGAAUACGGCUAAACUAGACUUUAAAACUUAGUCGUAACAUAUACCUUAGCAUACACCGAUAGAUUGAAUGUAAUAUCAAAGCAGUGACGAAACCAGUUACCAUGCUGUACUGGGCACAACUGGGCGUGUUUUUUCAAUUUGUACUAGUGAAUAAUGUAUUGUCACAAAUUAAACUCAUGAUGCUGAUUGCACAGAAGUGGUUAAUAAAUUAUUAAGGUUUGAUGAUU